This is a messenger RNA of Callorhinchus milii (elephant shark), 2529 nucleotides long. It is a transcript of the gene cdca7b, whose product is annotated as cell division cycle associated 7b. Bases 213 to 1676 code for a protein of 487 amino acids. The record is from RefSeq and is a predicted model, not a curated record. Lineage: Eukaryota; Metazoa; Chordata; Chondrichthyes; Chimaeriformes; Callorhinchidae. Gene Ontology annotation, cellular component: nucleus. Gene Ontology annotation, biological process: regulation of DNA-templated transcription. The transcript is spliced from 12 exons.
GUGGGUGGGUGGGGGGUGAAAAACACGGUGAGGGUGCAAUCCUCGCAUCACUUCUUUUGAAAAGAAAAAACUCCUGUGUUUUGCUGCUGUUCCCUGAGGUUCCCGAACCCGACGUUUUGAUUCGAAAAGGGGUCACAUUUCCACCGACCCUUUUGCUGCUCACGUUUGUGUUGCACCACUUGAGCGAUGCCCUUUAAAAAGGCCCUAAUUUAAUGAUGCUAAAAAUAGUGGCAGAUGUUUUUAAUACACCAAGUGAUGAUGAGUUCAUGGGUUUUGAAGAGGCAGAUUUUGGCGAAAGAUGUGACCAUGUUGACUCUAAGAAAUCAAGCCAGAAUAUUCCAAAAUUGUUCGCAGAUAUCUUCAGUGCACAGAGUGAUGAAGAGUUUAUGGGUUUCGAAGAGGCUGAUUUUAGAGAAGAAUGUUUUGCCAAACUUACUCCAAAAUUGUUAGUGGAUGUCUUCAAUACACCAAGUGAUGAUGAGUUCAUGGGCUUUGAAGAGAUGGAUUAUGGAGAAAAAUGGGACCACGUUGACUCUAAGAAAUCAAGCCAUGUUCCCUCUUACCAAUCCAAGUAUAUUACAGAAGAACUUAUUGAUCUUUUCACUGACGAUAAUGACUCGGCUGAAAGUGUUUUUGAAGGGUUCGCUGAAUGGGAUGUUGAACGUAACAAUGAGAUGGAGUGCAGGUCUACUCAGUCUGAGAUGGAGGAUGAAGGCUUCACAGAAGACGAUGAUGGUGAUGAUGAAACUGAUUAUGAAAUCGAGUUUUCCUCAGACAGUGAGAUGGAUGCGAUACCAAAGAAAAGUCAUUUUGGACUCCGCGUGGCAUUCAAAUUUCCUACAAAGAGGCCGGUGAAAGCAAGGGAGCCAGAACCUUCGGAGUCUGACUCGGAUGAAGAUUCUGGGUCAGAAAAGAAAACCUCCAAUGUCCUGCUGAAGAGGGCACUGAACAUUAAAGAAAACAAAGAAAUGCUUGCCAAGCUCAUGGCAGAGCUGAAAACUAUGCCCGGACUAUUUCCAGUGAAAGUGAGCAGUACAUCGCCUUCAAAACAAAGGCGAACCCCAAAGAGGACCUUUUCCGAGGGAAAGAUUGAACGUCGAGUGAAUCCUACCAGGAGUGCACGGCCUCCCCAGGGGUUCUCCGUAGAAUGCUUUGCAAUUUCUCCAACCAAACUUAUGGAUCAAGUGAAAAACUUUAAUCUGAGAACCAACUUUUCCAAUCAUUUUGUUGAGGGUGCGGGAAUAAGUAAGAGGAGGCGACGAUCUUCUAAAUAUGCACCACGGCCGGCUGAUGAUAUCACUGAUGAGGACUUGGAUAAUGUUGCAAUCACUGUUCGAGACAAAAUCUACGAUCGUGUUAUGGGCAACACCUGCCAUCAAUGUCGACAAAAAACCAUAGAUACAAAAACGAUUUGUCGAAAUGAAGGUUGUUAUGGUGUGAGAGGUCAGUUCUGUGGGCCGUGUCUGCGUAAUCGAUAUGGUGAAGAUGUCAGAACAGCACUUCUGGACGCUGACUGGGUAUGUCCUCCUUGCAGAGGGAUCUGUAACUGUAGCUUCUGCCGCCGUCGGGAUGGGCGCUGUGCUACAGGCAUUCUUGUCCAUUUGGCAAAGUUUUAUGGAUACGAUAAUGUUCAAGCCUAUCUAGAAAGUUUACAGAAACAACUGACCGAUGACUGAAAUGCCAGCCAUGAUCAAUUGGAUACAAUACAAGUGGAGGUUAAAUACUCAAGGAAACAGUUUAUUACAGCUGCUUUCUGCCUUUAUUUUCUAUGAACCAGAAUUUUUGCAUAAAAAAGUAGUCUUUAAUUUACAAAUGUUAUUACUAGAACUUGAAAAUAACUAGAAAAUCUGUUGUAAAGGAUUUUCUCCUAAGCAGCUACCUGUUACUGUAAAAGUUAAUUCACACUGAGCCAUGCAUACAAAUGAGUGAAUUUGUGUAAAUUGCAAAUUGUUUUUUGUUUUAUUGAAGAGUAUACUUUUAUAAUGCAAAGCAGCCCGAGUUUACGUGGAAUGCAAUAAUGCUACUGAAAAGCUGUAUUAUUUGAGUAAAUAAGGUACUUAUGAUCUGGGAAAAACAAUCUUGUGUUAAAAGUGCAUUACCUGACACCAUUGAACAUCCAUCCUGCUUCCAUUGUGUUGUAUGCAACAUAUUUUUGUUAUGUAAAAACAGAUACUGUAACUGGAAAUCUAGUAGAUGUUAAUGCAAAAAUUCAUGUUCUGAGUGUCAUCCCUUGCCUUUUUGUGUUAACGUUUCAUCUUCCUACCAAUCUGCAGUUAGUCAUCUGCUGUUAGGAAAAGUUUAAUUUUGGGAAAAAAAAGUUUGGGUUUUAAAUAAUUGUUGAUUGUUUUAAAUUAGAGCUUCCAUUUAUAAACGAUUUUCUUUCAGAAUAUGUACAAAAUUGUUGCAGUUUUAUGUUAAUGUUUACAGGUGUUUCAAAAAUUGUUGCACUGAAUGACCUUUACCUAGACUUGCAUUGUUAUUUUCAGUCUGUAACCAUUUUCAUGUCAUAAUAAAUGAUUUAAAAGUUGA